CGGGGGUGGGGGGGGCAGGGGGCUCGCGCAGCGCCCGCCGGGAUAACGGGAGCCCCGAGCGCGCGCGAGCCCCCGCCAAUGGGCUGGCGGCUGCGGAUUGGGCGGCGCGGCCGGGGCAGCGGGGUGACGGAACCCUUACUGCGGGCAGCUGAUUGGUUGGUGACAGCAGCCGCACGGUGACAGUGACAGUGACAGCAGUGAUGGGCGCGGGGACGCAGCCGGCGGAGGCGCAGUGUGACUCGCUGGAGGGGAGGGUCUACCUGGACUACAACGCCACCACCCCCCUGGCCCCCGAGGUGGCCCAGACCGUGUGGGACGCCAUGUGCCAGGCCUGGGGCAACCCCAGCAGCUCCCACCCCGCAGGCAGCAAGGCGAAGGAGCUCAUCGGCAGCGCACGGGAGAGCCUGGCGAAGAUGCUCGGAGGCCGCCCCGAGGACAUCGUCUUCACCUCAGGGGGCACGGAGGCGAACAACAUGGUGAUUCACACUGCCUGCAGGCACUUCCACGACAGCCAGCGUGGGACGGGGGACAGCCGGGGCAUACCACACAUCGUGACAUCGAGCGUGGAGCACGACUCCAUCCGCCUGCCGCUGGAGCAGCUGGGCAGGGAGGGCCUGGCGGAAACCACCUUUGUGCCCGUGUCCCCACGGAGCGGGCAGGCAGAGGUGGACGAUGUCGUGGCCGCCAUCCAGCCAAACACGUGCCUGGUGUCCCUCAUGCUGGCCAAUAACGAGACCGGCGUCAUCAUGCCUGUCGCCGAGCUGAGCCAGCGCGUCCGUGCCCUGAACCGGCGCCGGGCGGCCGAGGCGCUGCCCAGGGUGCUGCUGCACACGGAUGCAGCGCAGAUGAUUGGCAAGGGCCGCGUGGACGUGCAGGAGCUGGGCGUGGACUACCUGACCGUCGUGGGACACAAGUUCCAUGGCCCACGGAUUGGAGCGCUGUACAUCCACAGGCCUGGCACUGCCACCCCGCUGCACCCCAUGCUCUUUGGAGGGGGACAGGAGAGGAGUUUCCGGCCAGGCACUGAGAACACCCCGAUGAUUGCCGGCCUUGGCCAGGCUGCAGAGUUAGUGAACAAGAACUGGGAGGCCUAUGAGGCUCACAUGAGGGAUGUCCGGGAUUACCUGGAGGCCACGCUGGAGGCCUCCUUUGGGAAGCAGAGGAUUCACUUCAACAGUCGCUUUAAGGGCUCCAAGCGACUCUGCAACACCUGUAAUUUCUCCAUCCUGGGCCCAGGCCUUCAAGGACGAAGGGUGCUGGCUCACUGCAAGGUGCUCCUGGCCAGCGUCGGGGCUGCCUGCCACUCUGAGAAGGGGGAUCGGAGAGAGCUGGAAUGCUCCAUUGCUUCUUGGAAGGAGUUUGUCCCUCCCAGCUUUGGUUAUCCAGCUGAGCUUGGAAGUACUUUUGAACUCCUGGCGCUACCAGAAGAGAGCCUGCCUUGUGUCUGUGUGUGCCUGGCUCACCUGCUCCAGCCCUGCUUGGGUCUCCAGAUGGCUCCUUUUGGGGAUGUGGGGACUGCCCUCCCCAGUGCUGCUGAGCUGCGGGGUUGCCCCGGAGGUGGCGCAGAACGCGCUGCGGCUGAGCGUGGGGCGUGGCACCACACGGGCAGAUGUGGACAGGGCUGUGCAGGACCUCGUGCAGGCUGUGGAACAGCUGCAGCAGGACCAGGCCCCUUAGAGCCCUGAACUGCUCCACGGACACCAGCCAGGGGACAGAGCUCCUGUUGCCAGCUCCACCUGCUCCUCAAGGAAAGUUGCUGGGGCAGCUGUGACUGUGCCAGCACCUGAGGGACCCCUGCCUGGCCCAGGGGGUCUCUAGCAUCACCAGCACUGGAGGACACAAGUGUCACGCGGAUCAGCAGUGUUGCCAUCUGGGCUGGCUGAUGUCAGGGAACUUGGUCUCCCUAAGUAUUCAUAGGAAUAAAAGUAAUUGCUGCUUCUUUUCACAA
Molecule: messenger RNA, 1948 nt
Organism: Passer montanus (Eurasian tree sparrow)
Lineage: Eukaryota; Metazoa; Chordata; Aves; Passeriformes; Passeridae
Gene: SCLY
Product: selenocysteine lyase
Exons: 15
Coding region: 201-1685 (494 amino acids)
Source: RefSeq, a predicted model, not a curated record